GCAGGGGCCUUUUCUUGAAAUUGAACCAUUUCUGCCCUUAUAUGAUUUAGUGUUGCUCUAAAAGUUAAAAUGAUACUAACGCACGCAUAACCUAGCAGUGUGCGAUGAUUUUACGACCCUACAAGGCUUCUCUGUUGUUUUGAGAAUUCCGGCAGCGCCAUGGACCCCUAGAACGGAGACACAGGAACACGGGCGGCCGAGGACCCCGUUGCUGUGCGCCGAUUGUUGUAGCUGGUGUGACGGUUCUCUUGUGUGGGAGUUUCUAGCUGCGGUUCCGGUGUAGGGAGCCCCUGGGUGUGUGUUUGCCGCCGCUGUCAGCGAUGACCUCGGUCAGUGUGAUGUCCCCCGCCGCGGCGACAGCCAAUGAUUACUAUGAAGAGGAAGAGCUGGAGAGUGCGGACGAGGAGGACGACCGGAGCUUCAGGGGCCGGGAGUCUGAUGAGGAUACUGAAGAUGCAAGUGAGACCGACGUAGCCAAGCACGACAAUGUAGACUACGUAGAAAUGAAAGAACAGAUGUAUCAAGAUAAACUGGCAUCUCUAAAGAGACAACUGCAACAACUUCAAGAAGGUACACUGCAAGAGUACCAGAAACGCAUGAAAAAAUUAGAUCAACAAUAUAAAGAAAGACUGAGAAAUGCUGAGCUUUUCUUUCAACUAGAGACAGAGCAGGUGGAGAGGAACUACAUCAAGGAAAAGAAAGCAGCUGUGAAAGAGUUUGAAGACAAAAAGAUUGAACUGAAGGAGAAUUUGAUAGCAGAAUUAGAGGAAAAGAAGAAAAUGAUUGAAAAUGAGAAAUUAACUAUGGAGCUGACAGGGGAUUCCAUGGAAGUUAAACCCAUUAUGACACGAAAAUUGCGACGACGCCCAAAUGAUCCUGUACCAAUUCCUGACAAAAGACGGAAACCAGCUCCUGCCCAGCUUAACUAUCUUCUCACAGAUGAACAAAUCAUGGAAGAUUUACGGACACUAAACAAGUUAAAAUCCCCUAAAAGACCUGUAUCACCAUCAACCCCAGAACACCUUCCAGCAACACAAGCUGAAUCUCCUGUCCAGCGCUUUGAAGCUCGGAUAGAGGAUGGCAAGCUCUAUUACGAUAAAAGAUGCAUGUUCAAUAAAAACAAAAACAGAUGCCUUGGGAAAACCUUACUACAGUACCACAAGAGCCAAGCAAUAUACCUGGAAUCCAAGGACAACACAAAAAUCAGUUGUGUAAUUAGUUCUGUGGGAACUAAUGAGAUUUGGGUAAGAAAAAGCAGCGACAGUACAAAGAUGAGGAUAUACCUAGGACAGCUACAGAGAGGUUUGUUUGUUAUCCGCAGACGUUCAGCUGCUUGAAAUCCAACAGACUCUUCAAUGACACUUCUCAUUUAACACGUUAAAAUACAACUAAAUGAACGUUGACAUCACUGAUCAGUAAGGAUAAAUGUCCGAUUUUGAUCAGUUAACAAUGAGGUAUUCAUUGCCUUCAUGGAUUCCAUGGAUGGUCAGUAGGGUGCAGGACUUAAAGAAAGUAUUUUUCAGAGCGAGCCUGUUCUUCAGCAAAGUUGAAGCAGAAUGUUCUCACGUACUUACCUUAUGCCAUUGGUAAAUUACAAAAAUCGAAGCAAAGAAGUGACUGUACCUUUCAUGAAGAAUUCCCGUACAAAAUGCUUGUCCAGUUUCUGUGUGGUAGAUGGGAUUAUUAUAGGAAUAUGACCUGACCUGCCAACCAAGGUCCAACCAAGCUAGACACUUACCUUUGGCUGGAAUUCAGUGCAAUAACAAAUUCAAUUGUUACCUGUCCUCUAUCAAUCUGGUUUCAUAAUAUCCUAAAGAGUCCAGACAGGAGGUUUAUUUUUGUUUUUGUUUGACUUUUUUUUUCUUUCUUUUUAUCUUAUUACGUUUUUAAGUAGCCCUUAUUUUUAUACAAAAAUAAAAGCCAAGAGUGUUUUGAUGUAUAAAAUUUGCUGCAAACAUUUCAUAGGUCAUGUGUUGCCUUCUUACUGCACAAGUCUCAGGAGUUUAGUGUUAAAAGGUGGUGCUGAAUAUACAGUAGUCUACUGCAUUUAGAUAUUCACCUACACUAACAUGGUCUAAUACUGUCUAUCCAUGACAUUCACAUAGUAGAAUUCAGUUAUAUAUGUUCCUCCUCUUGUGUAACCAUCAUGAGUUAACUAAUGUCUUUUUAUUAUACACACCCAAACUUUUGAGGGGCUGAAAAUGCUUCAGCUGGUUAUAAUUUUUAAUAGUAGGGAUGUGACUAUAAGCAGCCAUUAUUAGUUAUUACCAUAGUGUGUGUGAAAUUAUGGUGUUUGGAUUUAGACGGAUGGAAAUUUUUGUUCCCGCAGUCAGGCAUUUUCUCAAUAUUGAUUAAGGGCUGAGUUACACAGGCACAUCCGCGUGCGUAUUUCAGAGUGCGGAUGCGCCGACGGCAGACUUCAGGGUGAGCUCCCGGCUGCAGACGGGGUAGCUCUGUGUCAGUUAUAGUGGCAGAUUUCCCGCUGCAUAAAUCUGCCACUACAAUCGGAGAUACAGAGCCACCCGGCCGCAGACAGACAGGAGCUCACUCUGUGACUACCUUUUUCGCAUUAGCAGCGUGAAAUACAUGGCGGAUGCGCCCCGUGUGACCAUGCCCUUAAUGCUAUAAGAUCAGAAAUAUAUAUGUGCAUAUACUGCACAUAAAGGACAGGUGCAAAAUAAUUCUAGUCUUUAAAAAUAUCUUUUAGUGUAAUGGCCUGAAUCCUAUUAAUGCUCAGCUUUACAAAUAAUUAUAAUUUAA
Molecule: messenger RNA, 2760 nt
Organism: Hyla sarda
Lineage: Eukaryota; Metazoa; Chordata; Amphibia; Anura; Hylidae
Gene: SUDS3
Product: SDS3 homolog, SIN3A corepressor complex component
Exons: 13
Coding region: 321-1337 (338 amino acids)
Biological process (GO): negative regulation of transcription by RNA polymerase II
Cellular component (GO): Sin3-type complex
Molecular function (GO): histone deacetylase binding
Source: RefSeq, a predicted model, not a curated record